AUGGAUCCUCGGGCAGCCUUCCAGCACUUCUCAGAUGGUAAGCCUGUGCUGGACAUCGACGACCUCAGCUGCGCCGUGCUCGCGGUCUUUGGCUUCAAAUUCAAGAAGCAGGAUCUGCGAGACCUCAUGGAACAGUACGGCACCAGGUCCGAAGGAGAGUCCUGCUUUCUCCCGCUGCAGGCCUUUCUACAGCUGGUCGAAGACAGGAGGAGAGUUUUGGGUGAACGAGAUCGUGCGCUGCGGCUGUUCAGUGCGUUAGAUGUCAAGGACCAAGGCUUCCUGGAUCUCAAGAGCUUUCAUCAGCUGUGUUUGGAAACAUGUCGUCCCAGCGCCCAGCGGGCCGCAGAGAUCUUCCAAGACAUGGACAGGACCAUGCCAGACGAAGAGAAGGAGAAGGAGCUUCCUGUGAGUCCAUUGCAAGAACUGGCAGACAUCCGCAAGCGGCACCAGGAAAGGUUUCAGGAACGAGAACAGCAAGCAGCCGAAGCGGAACGGAAGCGAGAACAGGAGAAGGAAGACGCGCAGCUGGCCGAGGCCUAUGCGAAGGAAGAGGAAGAGGCGCGGUUGAGGCAACUGGAAGCGGAUGAGGAAUAUUCACGCCAGCUUGCAGCGCAACUCAAUCCUGGAGGCAGUGUGCCUUCCUCACAGCCAAACUUCGACGGAGGCGGUGGAAGAAGUGAAGCACUUCCCACGGAUGAUGCCGAACUUGCAGCAUACUACCAGCAGCUCGAGGACGGCGAAGCGGAAGGUUAUCGUGCGCCCAUGCGCACCAACUACAUGGAGCGGCUCAUCGAAUCACCACAAGCCGAAAAUCUCACCUGGGCUUGGGCCAUGCUUCAAGGACAAGGAGACUCGGCCCGCGAGCCCAUGGUCUCGGCGGAGCCCUUGACGCAACGCCCCAGCAGCCCCGGCUGGCGCACCCGCAUCGCGGUGCCGCGGCAAGGGCGGACAAGAGCUUGGCACAACUUGGGUGUCAAGAGCUUGUCCAAGGCUCUCCUGAAGGACGACAACUCAGUGACGGAGAGCUACCAGAGUCGCAGCGCACCAUUCAGCGGCACUUCGCGCACACCGGUGAGUCGCCAGGACAGCGGCUCCGUUGCCGAGAGUCGUGAGAGUCGUAGCGCACCAUUCAGCGGCACCGCGUCGCGCACGCCGGUCAGCCGCCAGGACAGCGACUCGGUUGCCGAGAGCAGUCAGAGUCGCAGUGCCCAAAGCCGCACCACGUCGCGCACACCGGUAAGUCGACAGGACAGCGACUCUGUUGCGGAGAGUCGUCAGAGUCGGAGCGCUCAAAGCGGCAACAAUCCGCGCACGCCCGUGAGUCGCCAGGACAGCGACGUUGCGGAGAGUCGUCAGAGUCGGAGCGCUCAAAGCGGCAACAAUGCGCGCACGCCCGUGAGCCGCCAGGCCUCCUCAGCAGAUGACCUGGAUAUCUUUCAGAGCUAUUCCAGGUUUCGACUCAAGGUGGUGUCCAUGUUCGGGUCGAUGGCGUCAGGGCUCUACGAGUUGGGUGCUGACCCACAAACUGGCAGGAUUUCGCAGGAAGACUUUGUGCGGGUUUGUGCCGACACAUUGGAGAUGAUGUCGGAACGUGAGGCGUUGAGCCUCUUUCGCCACUUCACCAAUGCAGACCCCUUUGGUGCAGAGGACGAGGCCUUUGCCACGUUCAAAGAUCUCAGUAUUGAUGAGGAGGAAUGGAAGUAUGUUGUGGCCACGAAGCAACAGGCAAAGACCAACUCCACAGCGAUCCCCUUUUCAUCGGUGCCCUCAGGCAGCAGCGCUGGAUUGUAUCACCGACCAAUCAACGUGAAUCAAGUCAGUGAACAGCGUGAACAGCGACAAGCCUUGUCCAGUGAGGACGACAAGGAUGACAAGGAGGACGAGGAGGAGGAGGACGAGGUCCAGUCUUUGCUUGCGCGGCAAUAUUCCAUAGAGGUGUCCUUUUUAACGUGGCAGAAGGUUCAUGCACAUGUGGGGCAAGAAUACUUUCCGGAGGAUGCUGAGGGCAUCUUCGUCGUGAGACCACGGCAGAUGGUGGAAGCAAGACUGCCUGGCGAUGGAUGGAGGCAUUCCAUCAACUUGCUCUUCGUGGGCAACACCAACGGCCCUCCAAAGAAGAGCGAUACGUUGUGGUACAAGCCGGCAACCACCAUGAAUUGCUUACCUGCCUUCCUGGCGGACGUGGUGCGACCACGUUGGGACAAUUUGCGCGAAAUAGCUACGACGCUUUGCUGUGAGACGCAAUGGUCCCUUGAGGACGAGAGCGAGAAAUUCUUGGCCAGCUUCGUCAUGUUCGAUUGGCAGGGUCUUUCAGACCGAGACAGAAGGCGUGAGAGCCCUUGGGGCAUGUGCAGAGACGAUUGGGUCCUUUGA
Cladocopium goreaui is the source of this 2373-nucleotide messenger RNA. NCBI's taxonomy places the organism in Eukaryota, Dinophyceae, Suessiales, Symbiodiniaceae. The record is from the annotation of a GenBank genome assembly.